Pecten maximus is the source of this 6667-nucleotide messenger RNA. RefSeq names its product phosphatidylserine synthase 2-like. Gene Ontology annotation, molecular function: L-serine-phosphatidylethanolamine phosphatidyltransferase activity. Bases 699 to 2114 code for a protein of 471 amino acids. Lineage: Eukaryota; Metazoa; Mollusca; Bivalvia; Pectinida; Pectinidae. The record is from RefSeq and is a predicted model, not a curated record. The transcript is spliced from 12 exons. Gene Ontology annotation, biological process: phosphatidylserine biosynthetic process.
UUCAAUUAGACACGGUAGACUUGUCAAGGAAAUUAUAUCUAGUAUAUACAACAAACAUAUCGAACCUUUAUUAUAAUGCUGUCAGAAUCUACAGAAACUUGCAGUGCAUAUGUAUAUACAUACCAUUUUGCCAUAAGAUAAAGGUAUACAGGUAGAGAUAGACCACACAGGUACGGCCAGGUCACUGACGGACAUUACACUCUAGAGAUAUAAAGCGGUCAUUAGUAUGUAAUAAUGAACAGUAAUGAGUGUAGACGUUUUGAUCAACGGGAAGUUCCUGUUCGUAUUCCAUCUUCCUCGUACACUGACAUCGGGUAUGCAAUAUAAUAUCAGAGGCCACAUAAACAUAUUUACCUCUGUGCAUCUGUGUUAAUUCUUGUCAUAAGACACAAUGGCCAACAAUACCACAUGACUGAUUACUACAUGGCUUUGGAAGGCUGACGACCUUGCCAUUCACUUAAGAUGGUUUAUCAGCAAAACUAUUUAUGUUCUAUUUUCCACCGUUGGCUCACACGUUUGACAGUUUGUCACCAAGCGAUCGGUUUCCUUCCUGGGAAUUAACACAAAUUAGUACCCAGUAUCAGGUAUAUGCUGCAAAUAAUUACAUCUCAGUUGACGUCCUGGAGAAAGUGGUAACGAUAAGAACGAGCUAUAUGUGAGUGAGAAAUCAGAUUCAUAUAUCUGACACCGAUUCCAACAUGGCUGCAGCUAACAGUGACCAAGAGAUCGACGAGCUAAAAAUCCACACCGCCACUGCCUUCGAUUGGGAGGCAGAGAAGAGGAGGAAUACUAACGUAUCUGACGAUGGUACAAACACAUUUUUCUGGAGAGCUCAUACCAUCACGGUCCUCGUCGUUUUCAUCGGCAUUCUCGUCUACAUCGCCUUGUUCGAGGACCCUGUACUCAACCCAGACUACAACAGCAGAAGGGGUGUGGCUGCUGUCGUGUUGGCCUUCCUGCUGUUUGGGGUAACUAUGACACCCGACGGACCCUUCAAACGCCCUCAUCCAGCAAUGUGGCGUUUGGUUCUGUGUGUGAGCAUUGUGUACGAGUUGACGUUGGUGUACCUGUUAUUUCAGACCCCUAAUGACGCCAGAAAACUAUUACGCCAUAUAGACCCCAAUCUGGGUAAGCCCCUACCAGAGAAAAAUUACGGAGGGAACUGCUAUAUAUAUGACUCCGAUCAUCCUGACCCCUUCCACAAUCUGAAGGACAAAGCUGACCUGUUUGUGAUAUCCCACUUUCUUGGCUGGUGGGCAAAGUCGCUGUUUCUGCGAGACUGGUGGAUCUGUUGGGUGUUGAGCAUUAUGUUUGAAGUCCUGGAAUACACAUUUGCACACCAGCUUCCUAACUUCUGCGAAUGUUGGUGGGACCACUGGAUCAUGGAUGUGUUGCUGAGCAAUGGCAUUGGGAUCUAUGUAGGGAUGAAGACCGUUAAGUACUUGAACAUGAAACCUUAUCACUGGCGAGGAAUGUGGAACAUCCCCACUUACCGGGGGAAGAUUAAACGGUUUGCCAUGCAAUUCACCCCCUACAGCUGGACUGAAUUCGACUGGAAACCUUUGUCCAGUCUUCGUCGGUGGCUAGCAGUCAUAGGCCUCAUCGGAUUGUUCCUGCUGGUGGAAAUCAACGACUUUUACAUCAAGUUUGUUCUUUGGAUUCCGCCUGAACACUACCUCAAUGUGAGUAGGAUCGUGUUGGUGCUCUUUAUGGCAGCUCCGUCCGCCAGAGAAGCUUUCCAGUACUUAGACGACCCGACCUGUAAGAAGAUGGGGAGACAAUUUUGGCUGAUCACCGUUAUAACCAUUACCGAAGUCCUUCUCGCCUUGAAAUUUGAAUGGGAAACUGUUACCAAGCCAAUCCCACGCCACGUCACGUAUAUGUGGCUUCUUGGACUGGUGGGCUUGAUUCUACUGACAAUCUGGAAGUUUUACAUUUACCGUGACGUCAAAAACGACGUUCCUUACUCCCAUACUGAGUACAGACGAAGACGGGCGUUAAAUGAACGAAAAUCUACCACAAGUGCCACCGAUGACUCGAAAUCAUUCCAGUUUGAAGCAAGACGACGGCGCCUUCUAGAAAGGCCGACAAAUGGUAAAAUGGCGGAUGAAUGAUAACAACCGCCUGCUCGUGAGGGUUGAUGAUUAGAAGGACAACAACUAAUGAUGAUAUAUCAAUGUUAAGUUAGCCCGCUACAGAACGGCCAGCCCAUGAUGGAACGGCCGGCUAUUAAUAGAGUCAGUGUCGCCAACUCUUGCUUUGUCCGGUCAUCCUGAUGUUAUCCAUGUAAACUGCUCAGUUUUGUUUGUUUUUUUAUCUAAUGCUGAAAUUAUCUGAUAUUUCACUCCUCUUAUACAGAAUGAAAUAGUUCAAAAACCUUAUUGUUGUUAAAAUAACUAACAUAAUGUCUCAACUACAUAAUGUAGCUUGGAAUAUCAACUGAAUGGGUACAAAUUUGACAAAUGUCCUUUAAUACGCUAGUUCACCCCACAUUUCGACGACAAGGACCAGAUAUUUGACUACAUGUUGGCGACACUGUAUAGGACUGUCAAUACAAUGGUAGGAAGUCUUGCCAAUUAUUAUGAUAGGCCGAUGGACCAAUGGUUUUAGAACGGGUUAAAUAGGAUAGAACUGCCACCAAUGACAAUGACAAUUGUCACCAGUGAUAUUUUGGCUGGUCAGUUGCAAAUACAUGUGCAGCUAAUUAUUUAAUUCGUCACGUGGUGUCUUAUUAGUGUCACAGGAUACAGAUAGUUUAUAUGCAAAGUUAUCUACUUGAUUUUUUAAAACAAUGUUUGGAUUAGGUUCCAUUAUAUAAUAUGCCGACUUUAUUUUAUGGAUUAAUAGUUUGUUUUAUAAAGAUAUUGACGCGAGAUUUCUCCAUCAUAACCAUUAUGAUGAAAUCAUAUAUUGUUAUGUAUUUUAUACUUUAAGAUGAUUUUACGAAUAUUAUUGAUAUACAGUUUUACUGACAUUCUUGCUGUUUUUGUUAUACUACAAUCAGUAGGAUCUUACGGACAAGUUACCGAAGCUUACAGGAUUGUACAGGAUACGCACACGAUAUAAGAAGACAACCAGGGGCCAUGUCUUACCGACUUCAUUGUAUUCGUUAAGAUAGUGUUAUUGUAAUAAUUGGCCAGCAAGCACGGCAGAUAUAGGUUACAAUAUAUACUUAUACAGGUCACAAACCAGUAGUUGUUGUAUAUUGGUUUUGAUUUAGUUAUUCUUCCAACGUUAUCGUUAGCGAGUGCUUUUUGUAACUUUAGAAAAAUAACUAACGGGGGAGAAAGAAAUACCAUUUGCAACAAAUACGAGAUUUUAUCACAAUAGAGAAGCUAUUCUGAUGAUAAAUUGACAUGUUUUGUGUCAACGUGUGUUCUUUUCACCAUAUCAGGUGGGGUUGUAAGGAUAUGACCUAAAGUGAAUUGCCGCUAAGUGAUAUGCAAAACUGACUAUUUCGGAAAUAUGUGCAUAUAUUACAAUUUAUUGUUAAUAAUAACAAAUAAUUGCAGUUUUGUAUUUGUAAAAGCAAUGAUUUGAAAGAAAUCUAUAUAAAAGAUGAAUUUUCACAAAAAUAAUUGCUAACUACUUUUUGUGGGUCAUUAUUUCUGCCACCCGUAAAGUGGCCUUUAAGUAUUAGCCAAUCCAAACCCAUUUAACCACGUGAUUAAAAAAUGGUCCCGGUCAAAGGUCACCGUGUCAACCAAUCAAAACGCUUCUAUAGUUUAUUUCGUGUGUGUUAUGAACUGUUUGUUAUUCAACAGUUGUAACGAUUAAUUCAUGCCUUGGGAGUUGAAUAGCACCCGUUUACUGUGGUAGAAAACAAUAAUUGAAUAUAGACACUGACAAACAAAACAUAUACAUGAAUAUCAAACUUAGAUUUAAUAUAUGAGUCCAUAUAUACGUAUUGCGAAUGCAGAGAGAUACCCAAUGUUAUAGACUGGCCACCAGCCCCUUAGUUAUUUUUGUGAUUUCCGUUUUUUUUUUUUUUACUUUCUCUUUUUGUUUUUUGUUUGUUUUUGCUCAGCUAAUUUCGCAGAUACUCAAUUUUAUAGACUGGCCACUAGCCCCAAAGAUAUUUUUUAUUUUUAUUCUUUUGUAAAGAAUUGCUCAGCUGAAUUCGAAUACUAGACCGGCAUCUGUCCUGGUUUAAACCUAUGAAUCAGAAAUAUCCUACACACCAAAAAUAUAGAACUCAAUUUUAUUCAUAAUUUUAAUAUGCUAAAGUUAGGGUCCAGUUUUAAUACACCAAUAGUUGUGGAUCUGUUCUGUCAUCCAGAAUUACGUACAUCCAGAAUAAAACAGCAAUGAGCGAAAUUUUAAUAGUGGUUCUGUAUGUUAUAGAGAAUCGAGGGGAACAGAUUUCUGUAUGGUAUUUGAUCAAAUUGAAAAAAACAAAUAUCAACAUUGCAAUAUAUUCAAGUGUUCAACCGCCAUUAAAGUGUAUAUGAGGUAUUCCUGCCUGUCCCUUCUGUAAUCAACACCCUUUCCUCCUUGUUGCACUAACAGUCGGUUUACGUGUGUUAUUUUUGUUACUGUAAUUUAGAUGUGAUAGAUUGCACCACAUCUUAUUGUUCAUGACAAAUAUAUGCCUUGUACUAUUUUGCCUCCAACAGCACGUAUUGCGUUUUAUGAAUAUGUAUGGCUGUAUGUUAUUCAUUCCAGAUAUUGAGUAUGUUAGAUAACAUGUUAUAAUAAACCGAUUUACGUUUGUGUUGUUAGUAAGAAAACGAUACCAAAUAAAUGUCGUUGUAUAUCGUUGUAGAAAUCUUAGACAAGUUAUCUUAUGAAAUACUAUGUUACCAUGUUCUAUCAACAACCAACGUGUGAGCAAUCAUUCUAAACAACAUAGUAAACAAUUUAUAACUUAGUAUAUAGACUAAUAUAUAAACCAAGUUACAUAGAUCUUAAUUCCUGGAAAAGUCGUCAUUGGAAUUCGAUCUGUCAAGUCAGUAUAAUCCAUGUAGUAUGUGGGGAAAUAUAAUGACUUGAUAAAACGUUGACAGAAUCGUUCAAUUCAUGGUCAGAUGUAAAAUUGCGUAAUUUACAUGUUCCAGUGAAAAAUUGCGUACUCGACUUGUCUUAACAAAGAUGUCAUUGACCAGAAAUGUAAGCAUCUGAUAUAGUAGCAGGUGUCCGUAUUGAGCGUGACAUCUGGUAAACUAUCACUGUGUGUUUGUAUGUUUGUGUACCUUACUAUAUCACUGUGUGUUUGUAUGUUUGUGUACCUUUAAAAUGAUAUACAAAGUGUUCAUUUGUGGAAAUUUAAAUUAUAUACUGUUGCAAUAAUUAGAUAAUAUACCUCAUUUAUAUGUACAGUGCAAUUAUAUUUCAUCCGCCUUUAACCUGUACAAGUGUAUAAUGCUUAGUACGUACAUGAGAUGACGAGUUUAAGCGGUAUUACUAAAUAUCGAAACAUUAUUUACUACUGCAGUCACAUCACAGCCGAGUCAUAUUCUCGACUGCAUUAACCUUUUUACUGACUUAAUUCGUGUUAUUAUGAGUCGGAUCUUAGAUAAAUAUAAUCAUACCAUUGCCUACUAGUCACCUUAUAGCUUACUAACAUCAUGUUAUUGUCGAUUAUAUUUGCCUUAUAACUGAGUAAAACCAUGUUAUAAUCGACUAUAGCCAUCGUAUUACUGCAUAGAUUAUUGUUAUCAUGGACUUCAUAAAUGUAGUCACAUCAUUAGCAUCUUUUAACUGACUAAAGUCAUGUCAUUAUCGGCUUUAUUUACCUUAUAACUGACUAAAGUCAUGUCAUUAUCGGCUAUAUUUACCUUAUAACUGACAAAAGUCAUGUCAUUAUCGGCUAUAUUUACCUUAUAACUGACUAAAGUCAUGUCAUAAUCGGCUAUAUUUACCUUAUACAUGUAUUAAAGUCAUUUCAUUAUCGGCUAUAUUACCUUAUGACUGACUAAAGUCAUGUCAUUAUCGGCUAUGUUUACCUUAUUACUGACUUUAGUCAUGUCAUUAUAUGGCUAUGUUUACCUAAUAUUAAAGUCAUUUCAUUAUCGGCUAUGAUUACCUCAUUACUGACUAUAGUCAUAUAAUUAUCGGUUAUAAACAAGAAAACUAUCGCCCCCUUUUAACUUGACUACAGUCUUGUUAUUAUCGCCUACAGUCACAUAUACAUGUAGCUAAAUAUGGUAAUAUAAUUAUCGACCAAAGUCACCUCUAUUCAUUUGAUAUUAGUAUUGGAUAUCGUCACGGUAUAGCUGAUUAUUAUCAUUAUUAUCGACUACAGUUACACUCUGUAAAGAUUGUUUUUGAGUCACACAUGCGGUUUUCAGUGAAAGGAUGGAAUUUUCUUUGAACCUAUCAAACGAAUGAUAAUUUUUCCCGAUCAGAUUUAUUAUCAGGUGUAGUUAUAAAUAUUUGUGGGUUCAUUCUAUCCCGGAAAUAAGCCAAACCCAGAACCCCUUGAAAACAACCAUUAUAGCACUUGACUGUAGACACUGUGUACAUGAAUACAUGUAGUAAUGGUAAAUUAUGUCAUACACAAUGCAGUAUAUAAGCUGUCCAUUCCAUUACCCAGAUGUUAUAUAAAAUGUGAUCACUCAUACAUAUGCUGUUCGUGAAGAAAUGUGAUAAAUUCCUUACUACAACCAGCCAUGAUGCCUUUGGAUCUGUUACGUUAUGAUGUAACAAUAAAAUAAUAUUUGUAUUA